Molecule: messenger RNA, 2774 nt
Organism: Etheostoma cragini (Arkansas darter)
Lineage: Eukaryota; Metazoa; Chordata; Actinopteri; Perciformes; Percidae
Product: FH2 domain-containing protein 1-like
Exons: 11
Coding region: 121-2643 (840 amino acids)
Source: RefSeq, a predicted model, not a curated record
UAUAAAAAUAAGUCAUUUAUAACCGCUUAUAUUUUACUUAGACAGACCUAAAGCCCUGUCUGUGUGUGUGACUGAGACCAUGACCGUGUCCCAAACCUGCUGAGUGGUCCUUGACUAAAGAUGCAACCAGGAGGUCCUCCUCCACCACCUCCUCCCCCUCCGCCGCCCCCUCCUCCACCUCCACCUCCACCUCCACCUCCACCUCCAGCCCUAGGACUCCCUCCAUCCCUCCAAGGCUCGGGCCUCACUGCCAAGGGAGCGCUCCGGCGCUCCACAAUGCGCAAUUUCAACUGGGAAACCCUUCCUCAACACACUGUGAUAGGAAAGCACAACAUCUGGACAGCUGAUAAGACUGAUGGGGAGUAUGAGCUGGACACUGAUCACAUGGAGGAGCUGUUCAGCAACAAGCAGGGCAAACAACAACUCAAGGCCCAGAACCGCCAGAGUCUGAGGGGGCUGCCAACUGCUGCCUCUGGAGGGGUUAUGGUUACCAUCCUCAGCUCCAAGAGAAGUAUGAACAUGGGAAUUUUCCUGAAGCAAUUCAAGCGGCCUGUAAAAGUCAUGAUUGAUGAAAUUAAAUCAGGAAGUAGUCUCAGUUUUGGUUGUGGAAAACUAAAGGAGCUGUGCAAGCUGCUGCCUGAGGAAGAAGAGGAGAAGCAGCUGGUCAGUUUUAAGGGCGACCACUUUUCUCUCCCAGAAGCAGAUCUGUUCAUGCUGAUGCUGGUCAGGAUUCCCAGCUAUAGAGAGCGUCUCAGCAGCUUGGUGCUCAAAGAGGAAUUUUUCCCCCUCAUGCAUGAAAUGAAAGAAUCCAUAUGCACUCUGACAGCAGCUGGAAAAGAGCUGUUGGAGUCUGAUCAGCUCCAUUCUGUCAUCCGCCUGGUACUGAAGACCGGAAAUUACAUGAACGCUGGUGGCUAUGCAGGCAGUGCAAUUGGCUUCCGAAUGGCUUCUCUGUUGAAGUUAGUGGACACCAAAGCAAACAAACCUGGAAUGAAUCUUAUGCAUUAUGUCGUGAUGCAAGCUCAGAAGGCAGAUGGGGAGCUGCUUAACUUUACAGACCAACUCAAACACAUUGAAGCUGCAGCAAGAAUGAAUAAAGGGGAAAUUGAAGCAGAGUUUGAAAAGCAGGUGAAGAAGGUCCAAAAUGCCAAAGCAGACACCUUAAAGCAGGAAGACCUCAAGGCACAGAUGGAUGAUUUUUUAAAGGAGGCUGAGGUCUGCUUGUCAGAAAUAGAAAUUGAUCUUCAGCAAUUGCAGUCAGUAAGUGACUCUGUGGCAGAGUACUUCUGUGAAUCCCCAAACAAGUUCAAACUAGAGGAAUGUUGCUCCAUUUUCAACUCCUUUUGUGAGAAAUUUAUGCGAGCUAUGCAGGAAAACAAGGCUCGAGAGGUGGUAGAGGUGCAGCGGAGACACAGAGACAGGUUGCAGAAUGUUACCAAGCGCAGGUCCACAGCUACCUGCUCCAGUAGAGACAAGGAAAUGGAUGAAGUUGCAUUGCAAUCCAUACUACAGAACUUCCUAACCAAACGUGUCUCUCGGAGGAGACCAGGAUGGCCCUCAUCCACUCAUGGAAGCCCCACGAGUGGCAGCCCCAACAACGGGAGUCUAUCAGAAAUAACCUCUCAGGCAAACCUCCCCACCGGAAAUCAAAAAAGAGAAGGCUCUUUUAGAGCUGAGGACAUGGGCAGAAAAGACUGGAAUUCAGCAGUUGAACUCACCGAGAACCCUCCCCUAAAGAAAGCCCAGUCUAAUAACGAGGACAACAAGGCAAAAGGUGGCAUUCCUCAUGAAGAGGUGGUGAAACCCUCCAGGAAAGAGGACUCUAGAGGUUCUGCACACCCAGCUAAUAAGUCCACCAGCAUUUCCGCCUCAGGCAGAUCUUUCUCAGCUAUCAUUGACGGGAGUGAGGAGGAUCUACAGGAUAAUAAUGAAGAGGAGGCACAUAAAUUGCGCGAAGCAUCUAAAAAGGUUUUGCACUUUCAGAAGAGCCGUAGCAGUGUCUCAUCUGGGGAUUAUUCUCAGGAGAAUCUGAAAUCCCCGGGUCCCAUUAACACUUUGCCUCGUCAACGCACCGUUGACGACACGGAGGGGUGUUCUGGAGACCCAACCAAUCAGGAUUUAGUUCGAUUCUUGCUCGAUCCUCAAUCCACCUCAACACAUAACCUUGUCCGGCGCCAUACUCUUUCUACCGUAGUCCCUAAAACUGAGGAAGAGGGAGAUAAUCUGUACCCCAUACCUCCAAUCAGAACUCCUAAUUCUGCGGCAAGAGAAAAUGGGACUUUGCUAACAGAGGGUGCAGUAAAAAAUCCCUCAGUACAAGUAUUUGACUUUACUGAUGUUUCUCACAACAUUGAAAAAUCUGGUGCUCCAGACCAGAAUUCUCCAUCAGCAGAGAAGAAAAGCAAGCCAAAUGUUUCUGUAACCCAUGUUCCACAGGAAGAUCUUGUAGAUCAAAAGGAAGUGGGCAAAUCACUGGAGCCCACAGGCAACCAUGUACAGGGGAAUAGUGAAAGUGUUCCACCCAAGAGUUCAUGGAUUAAGACUGAAAACACUGGAGUAUUUUUUAGCUUUCUAAAACGCCUUGGAGACAUUGGAAAACUCAGCAAGGAAACUGCUCAUAAAGGCCCUGGGUCAGGUGUAUAGGCUUUCAAAGAUAUACAAUUUAAUGUCAGGGAAGGACAUGUGACUGCAGUGUUACUUGUAAUUAACUCCGCAUGGUGAUGAUGUAGUGUUAUAUUUAAUGUCACUUUUUUAAUUGAUAACAAGGUUGUUAA